This is a messenger RNA of Oncorhynchus masou masou (cherry salmon), 2198 nucleotides long. RefSeq names its product NLR family CARD domain-containing protein 3-like. Gene Ontology annotation, biological process: intracellular signal transduction. The record is from RefSeq and is a predicted model, not a curated record. The coding region runs from base 177 to 2198 and encodes 673 amino acids. Lineage: Eukaryota; Metazoa; Chordata; Actinopteri; Salmoniformes; Salmonidae. The transcript has 3 exons.
UGUGUGUGUGUGUGUGUGUGUGUGUGUGUGUGUGUGUGUGUGUGUGUGUACUCCCUGGAUGAGGAGAUGUAAUCUCAUGUUUUGUCCACAGAAACCAACAGGAGAGAUCAGAGUCAGAGAUUCUCAGUGGUCAGUCUUCCCAGAGUCAUCAAACAGACCUGGCCUCCAUAUUCAGUAUGCUUGAAGAGAAAAUUAUGACAUUUGUGAAGAACGAGCUGAAGAGGUUCAAGAGGAUUCUUAGUCCAGAACUCCCAGAAGGCUUUGAGAGUCAGAAGCAGGAUAAGGAAGUGGUGGACGCUGAAGAUGAGAAGCAGGAGAGCAGUGCCAGAGAGGGGGCUCUGAAGAUCACACUGCACAUCCUGAGGAAAAUGAACCAGAAGGAGCUUGCUGACACACUGGAGAAAUAUUCAGAUGAGCUUGCUGUGAUUUGCCAACGUGAACUCAAAUCUAAUCUAAAGAAGAAGUUUCAAUGUGUAUUUGAGGGGAUCGCUAAACAAGGAAACCCAACACUUCUCAAUAAGAUCUACACAGAGCUCUACAUCACAGAGGGUGGAACAGGAGAGAUCAAUAAUGAACAUGAGCUGAGACAGAUUGAGACAACAACCAGGAAACAAGCAAGACCAGAGACUGCAAUCAAAUGUAACGACAUCUUCAAACCCUUAACUGGACAAGACAAACCUAUCAGAACUGUGCUGACAAAGGGAGUCGCUGGCAUUGGAAAAACAGUCUCUGUGCAGAAGUUCAUUCUGGACUGGGCUGAAGGAAAAGCAAAUCAGGAUGUCCAAUUUGUAUUUUCAUUCCCUUUCCGGGAGCUGAAUUUGAUGAAAGAGGACAAACACACUUUCAUUGAACUUCUUAAUCACUUCUCAAUGGAAACCAAACAAUCAGGAAUCUCCAUCAACAACAAGUACAAAGCUCUGUUCAUCUUUGAUGGUCUGGAUGAGUGCCGACUGCCCCUAGACUUCCAGAAGAACAAGAUCUGUUGGGACGUCACAGAGUCAACCUCAGUGGAUGUUCUGCUGACAAAUCUCAUCAGGGGAAAUCUGCUUCCCUCUGCUCUCCUCUGGAUAACUACCCGACCUGCAGCAGCCAAUAAGAUCCCUUCAGGGUGUGUUGACCAGGUAACAGAGGUACGAGGGUUCACUGACCCACAGAAGGAGGAGUACUUCAGGAAGAGAUUCAGUGAUGAGGACCUGGCCAGCAGAAUCAUCUCACACAUAAAGACAUCAAGGAGCCUCCACAUCAUGUGCCACAUUCCAGUCUUCUGUUGGAUUUCUGCAACAGUCCUUGAACACAUGCUGAAACAUAAGAGAGAAGAGAUGCCCAAGACUCUGACUGAGAUGUACACACACCUUGUGGUGUUUCAUACCAAACAGAAGAAUGAAAAGUAUCUUGGGAAAGAAGAGACAGGUCCACACUGGAAUAAAGAGAGCAUUCUGUCACUGGGAAAACUGGCUUUUCAACAGCUUGUGAAGGGCAAUCUGAUUUUCUAUGAAGAAGACCUGAAAGAGGCUGGUAUUGAUGUCAAUGAAGCCUCAGUGUACUCAGGAUUGUGCACACAGCUCUUUAAAGAGGAAUGUGGGCUGUACCAGGACAAGGUGUACUGCUUCGUUCAUCUGAGCAUUCAGGAGUUUCUGGCUGCUGUAUAUGUGUUCCUCUCAUUCACCAACAAUAAUGGGAAUCUAAUGGACAAACUACAAACCAAGUCCAGGAACCUGUUCAGAGACAAGCCUGAAGUUACUUUCUACAAGAGUGCUGUGGAUAAAGCCUUGCAAAGUGAGACGGGAAACCUGGACCUUUUCCUCCGCUUCCUUCUGGGCCUCUCACUGGAGUCCAAUCAGAAGCACUUACGAGGUCUACUGACAAAGACAAGAAGCAGCUCACAGAGCCAUGAAGAAACAGUGAAGUACAUCAAGGAGAAGAUCGGGGAGGAUCUCUCUCCAGAGAGGAGCAUCAAUCUGUUCCACUGUCUGAAUGAACUGAAUGACCGUUCUCUAGUGGAGGAGAUCCAAAGCUACCUGAGAUCAGGAAGUCUCUCAGAAGACGACCUGUCACCUGCACAGUGGUCAGCUCUGGUCUUUGUGUUGCUGACUUCAGAAAAGGAGCUGGAUGUGUUUGACCUGAAGAAAUACUCCAGAUCAGAGGAAGGUCUUCUGAGGCUGCUGCCAGUGGUCAAAGCCUCCAGAGGUGCUCUGUGA